GGCGACUCCAGGGCGGCCGGAACUGGACACUCCCCGCAAGCGCCUAUGGUCCGCGCCGCGUCUGUCCAGCUGCUCGCUGGUUGCUGUUUGCCGGAUGCGCGCUCGGAGCACGCGUCGCUAGGGGCCCUAGUGACUCCGCGGCGCCCUGUGUCGCGGCGGCCUGAGCUACCCCGGGUUCCGAGCCCCUGGCAUUCCAGGCUGCAGAUCAGGAACUUGAAUGCAGUGCGCGCUGCGGGUGCCCGAGCAGCCCCGCCCCGCCGCCGAGGGGUCCAGACCCGGCGCGAAGGAGGCGCGGGGAGGGGGACCUGAAGGUGUCCCCGACGUCCGCAAGCCGAGUCGUGCAGCUUCUUAGGCAGGACCGCCAUGUGUGACUUUACCUUUUGAAGCCUCUGAUUUGUGAUCUGUAAAAUGGAUAUAAUCAAAGCUACUUCCGGGGGCUGUUGAGAAGAUUAAAUGAGACAAUGCUUGUAAAGCUCUUUGCACGAGAGAGCCCUAGAGGCAGCGCCUGGCGGGCAGAGCGAACCUGCUGUCACCCAGGACCCCGGGCAGCAUGAAGACCCCCGUGGAACUGGCCAUCAGUGGGAUGCAGACCCUCCACCUUCAGCACCGCUGCCGGGGUGGCUACCGGGUCAAGGCCAAGGCGUCCUACGUAGAUGAGACUCUGUUUGGCAGCCCUGUGAGCCCCAGGCCCCCCCCACCAGAUUUUGACCCACCCUGGGUGCAGAAGAGUGACAGCACGAGAGGACCCAUCACCAGGGCAUCACCAUCACAAACCUCGCUGUCCAAGGGGAGUUGUGAGACCACCCCCUCUAGGAGCAGCACCCCGACACUUACGCCAAAAAAGAAGAACAAGUACAGGGUCGUCCGUCGCUCCCCGUCCUACUGCGAUGAGUCACUGUUCGGCUCCCGACCCGCCGGCCCGGAGGCCUCUGGGAUGGCGAAGGGGGAUGCCGCCAAGCUUCGCGCCCUCCUCUGGACUCCGCCAGCCACCCCCAGGGGCGGCCACUCGCCGCGCCCCAGGGAGACCCCGCUGCGAGCCAUCCAUCCGGCUGGUCCCUCCAAGACGGGGCCCGGGGUGGCUGCAGACACCCGCGAGCUGCCCUCUGGUGGCCGCGGAGCCCCUCACCCCCCAGGGCGGGGGCGCUCCCAGUCCCUCACCCACCUGAACACCCCCAGCGCUGGCUUCCCAGCCCACGGAGAGGGACCCCAGGCCCCCAGGCCCUCUACUUCGGGGGUCACCUUCCGGAGCCCCCUGGUGACUCCCAGGGCUCGCUCAGUCAGUACCUCAGUGCCCGCCACCCCGCGCCAAGGUGGGGCCACCCAGAAACCAAAGCCCCCUUGGAAGUGAGCUUCUCACACCAGGUUUGCCUGGCUGGCACCCCGUGGGGGUCCCCUGGGAGACCAGCCUCUCCUGUGCAUCCCUUCACCCUGAGGGUCUGUCCUUCCUGCCUUCUCCCCUGAUGUGGACGGCCGGCCAUCCUGGAGUUGACUCUCUGGCCCCGUCCUAGCCACUUGAAGCAGUGCCAACCCAGGCCCCCCAACCUCCUGCUGGCCAAGUGCAGAUUGCCAAUGGAGGGUCCCUCCUCCUCCCUCAGGACCAGCCUGCUACUGAGGACGCAGCUUUCUCUGGGGUCCGGUGGCCACAGAGGUGUUUUCCUGGGCUGCAUUUCAGUGGGGGAACAGGAGGGCAUCUGAGGACCUUGUGGGUGGACAUUUUUCAUUUAAACAUUCAUGUGUUUAUUUCCAUGUAUGAAAUGUGUCAGUCGCUCAUCAAGGCCACGAGUGUCACUUGCUUCUUCCCUUCUUGGGUAUAGGCCGUUGUUAGGCCAGACUUGAUUUAAAUAAAGGAAAACCUGACAGCCA
Messenger RNA from Ictidomys tridecemlineatus (thirteen-lined ground squirrel), 1863 nucleotides. It is a transcript of the gene Rita1, whose product is annotated as RBPJ interacting and tubulin associated 1. Gene Ontology annotation, biological process: nuclear export; negative regulation of Notch signaling pathway; Notch signaling pathway. Lineage: Eukaryota; Metazoa; Chordata; Mammalia; Rodentia; Sciuridae. Gene Ontology annotation, cellular component: cytoplasm; nucleus. The record is from RefSeq and is a predicted model, not a curated record. Gene Ontology annotation, molecular function: tubulin binding.